UUACUAUAGUAUGUAAAUAAAAACAAUCAAAUAAAUAAUGCAAUUUAUUUUAUAAAUUGUAUUUUUAAAAGAAGAAUUUUAUAUAGAUUUCAUCAAUUAUGUUAACAAUAGUAAUUAAUGUAUAAAGUGAUAUUGAAUAAAGAAAGUAAAUAUGUCUUACGUAGAACAUGGACCCCGAAUUUUUUUAACUAGUAAACAUAACUCUGGAACACCUUUGAUAUAUGGUGAUUAUGUUUUACCGAAGAAACGUUUAGAAGGUCGAUUAAAAUUACAUGAUUCUUGUUCAGAUAUUAGAGCUUGGAGUCCUAAUUCUUUAGAAAAUUCACGUUAUUUUCGUGAACUCAAUGAACAUGAUUCAUCAAUAGGAAAAAUAAUACCAUUUAAUGUAGUCAUUGAUAAUAUUAUUCAACUCAAUUCAGAAACUCAAAAUAAACUUCAAGCAGUUAAAAGAGAACUUAACAAAUAUAAGAGUCUUAGACUUACUCCUGAACAAGAAGAACAAUUAAGAAAUUUAGAUUAUAUUUCAAAAGUAAAAACUUCGUCACAGAAAAACAAUUAUACAACAGGAUUGUUAAAGGAUACAUUUUUUAAUAUGAAUAAAUCAGGUCCUGUGAUUCAUUCAAAUUCAUAUUUAUCAAUUCAUAUACCUUGUGAGAGAAAUUUACAGAAUAAACAAAAUGCAUCAACCAUAACAAAUCAUAAUCACUUAUAUUCUUUAACAGCAUUUGAUUCAUCUUUGAAAAAUUAUAAUUUAAUAUCAUCAUGUAGAUCUAUUUUGAAAUCAUUUCCUAUUUCAGAAUACAGUGAAAAGACAUCAUCAUGGAUAGAAUAUGUUGAUGUAGCUUUACAAGUAGAGAAAGAAACACGUGAUGUAGAAGUACAAAUCAAUGAUCAAGUUGAUAAAUAUUUAAAUAAAACUAUAACAGUAUCUACAAUGUCACAAACAUCAUUCACAUCCAAAUCUAGUGAUGAAGAUAACAGUGUAGUAGAUCUAGACAAAUGUAGUACACAAACAAAUAAUCAUGAGGAACAAAGUUUUGAAUGUGAUGCAUCUUGUAGUGAUAGCUCACAAGAUAUUGAAAGUCCAACAGAAUCUGAUACUGAAAUAGGAACAGAAUCUGAUUUUGAUCGGCAUAAUAGUAUUCACAAAGGAAUUAUCAUUCAAAAAGAUUCUGAAAUCAUUGUCUUGAAAAAUGAACUUUGUGUAAGAGAUGCUGAAUUAGAAGAAUUACGUGAUAUGAAUAAACAUUUGGAGAUUUUAUUAAAAGAAAAAGAAAGUUUUAUACACACUCAACAAGAGAAUCUUAAAGCAAGUUAUAAAUUAUAAUUUUACAAAUUAAUUUUAAAAUAUAUUGUAUAAAAAU
Messenger RNA from Apis florea (little honeybee), 1364 nucleotides. RefSeq lists its product as uncharacterized. NCBI's taxonomy places the organism in Eukaryota, Metazoa, Arthropoda, Insecta, Hymenoptera, Apidae. The record is from RefSeq and is a predicted model, not a curated record. Gene Ontology annotation, biological process: cytoskeleton-dependent intracellular transport; cytoplasmic microtubule organization. Gene Ontology annotation, cellular component: cytoplasm; microtubule organizing center. Gene Ontology annotation, molecular function: dynein light intermediate chain binding; microtubule binding.